Messenger RNA from Gracilinanus agilis (Agile Gracile Mouse Opossum), 3073 nucleotides. Its product is annotated as tensin-2-like. Gene Ontology annotation, molecular function: protein tyrosine phosphatase activity. Gene Ontology annotation, biological process: peptidyl-tyrosine dephosphorylation. The record is from RefSeq and is a predicted model, not a curated record. The coding region runs from base 1444 to 2889 and encodes 481 amino acids. Lineage: Eukaryota; Metazoa; Chordata; Mammalia; Didelphimorphia; Didelphidae. The transcript has 17 exons.
GUGGCCCGGCCGAGGGAGGAAUUUCAGGGGGAGGGGGCAGGGCCAGGGGGCACCGAGAAAAGGGAGGGCAGGGGCGGUGGGCAAACUUUGCCCGCUGACCAUCAGGAAAUACCAUGCAAAUGAGAUGCAAAUGAGCGAGGGGGCGGGACAUUCUUUCCGAGCUAGCUCAGGUCUCGAGAGUUCGGAGCCUGGGGCCGGAGCUUUGGGCACCCGACCGCCCAGAUCUUGAAGCCCGCGUAUUCUGGGUUUCCUUCAUUCCUCGCUUUGGCCCCCCACCUCCACCCCAUUCCUGAGACAGGAAGCUGGCCGAAUUCCCAGGAGGCUGGAGGCCUGUGCUAGGGAGAGGAGAGGAGAGGGCGGGAAAGAGGGGGAGAGGCUCCGGCCUGGCCCCCUGGGCUCUGGAGCCAAGCCGGGUGAAGAGUCGGAGGGACCCCUUGAAGGUGGGGAGAGGGCUUGGGGCAGAGGUGCUGGGAGCUCCGCGGAGUGGUGGGAAGAGGUUCUACUGGAGGAGUGGAGGGGCUCCCUCUCCUGUCGGGGCCUGAGAGGGUACACCUGGAAGAGCUUGGGGCCAAAAGACCGUCCCCCACGGCAUCCCCUCCCACCAAUCCCCUUGGCGCGAUGGGAUCUCCGGGUACCCCACUUUCCUUCUUCCCCCAAAAGGAUUCAGGUGUCCGGGGCUCCCGCUUUCAAAGUGCGAGACUCCGGUGGAGUGGGGAGGAGCGGGUGGCAGGGAGGUGAAAAGGAGGGGAGGUGGUUCCCAGGCUCUCCCCGCCGCCCCCGCCCCCGCCUAUGGAGGGAGGGGCCAGGAAGUCCCACGGGGCACAGAAUGUUCUGGACAGCCUGGCUAGCCAGGACACCGUGUCCCCACUUCUUCCUUUUGCCCCACGUUAUUCACGCACUCGCUGGGAUCUGGAUCCCUGGCAGGGAGAACAGGUCUAGGGCAGGCCAGAGCCCGGAGAUCUGUUCCCGCUGACGACAUGGAUCUGCCGCGGGCACAGCCCAACUCUGAGGAUCGAGGCACUCCCCGGUCUCCCCACCCCCACAAGCUAGACCCCUAAGAAGGGCCACCCUCCGGCAGAUGGGGAGGAUGUGACCGGAUUGGAUCCCUGAACUGACCCUAUGGCAUAGAUCCUGGGAAUUGAGUCUGACUCUGGCCCCACCCCCACUCCCCAUCCUCUUGGCCCUCCCCGCUUCCUGGAGCCUGGCUGUGCCCCCUCCCGCCCAUCCAGGCAGGGGUGGACCUCUAGCAUCUGACACAAGCCAGGCCCACCCUCCCCCCUUCUCUCCCAGCCCCCGCCCAAGGGAAGCAGCCGCCUCCAUCCUGCGGCUUCCAGGAAGCCCCAGGCCCGGUCAUUUCAUUGUUCCUGGCUCCCCCGCCCAGCCGGACACCCAGUGUCCACCCAUAUAUCCCAGCCUGGGUGGCCUUUGGCCCCCUGGGGAAACAUGAAGUCCAGCAGCCCAGUGGAGAGGUUACUCCGAGCCUUGGGGCGAAGGGACAGCACCCGGGCUGCCUGCAGGCCUGGGAAGGCUGAGCCCCACAGCUUCAGGGAGAAGGUUUUCCGGAAGAAGCCGCCAGCCUGUACCGCCUGUAAGGUGACCAUCGAUGGCAGCGGCCUGGUGUGCCGAGUUUGCAAAUCAGCGGCACAUCGGAAAUGUGAGGCCAAGGUGACCACGACGUGUCAGGCUCUGCCCCCUGUGGAGCUGCGGAGGAACACGGCGCCUGUGAGACGCAUCGAACAUCUGGGAUCCACCAAGUCCUUGAACCAUUCCAAGCAGCGCAGCACCUUGCCCAGCAGGAGUUUCAGCCUGGACCCGCUCAUGGAGCGACGCUGGGACCUGGAUCUGACCUAUGUGACGGAGCGCAUCCUGGCGGCCGCCUUCCCAGGGAGGUUCGAGGAGCAGCGGCACCGGGGCCACAUCCGGGAGCUGGCCCACGUGCUGCAGUCCAAGCACCGGGACAAUUACCUGCUCUUCAAUCUGUCAGAGAAACGGCAUGACCUGAACCGACUGAACCCCAAGGUCCAGGACUUCGGCUGGCCUGACUUGCACGCACCGCCUCUGGACAAGCUCUGUUCCAUCUGCAAGGCCAUGGAGACCUGGCUGAGCUCGAGCCCCCAGCACGUGGUGGUGCUCUACUGUAAGGGAAACAAGGCCAAGCUCGGGGUCAUCGUGGCUGCCUACAUGCACUACAGCAAGAUCUCGGCCAGUGAGGACCAGGCUCUGGCCACGCUCACCAUGCGCAAGUUCUGUGAAGACAAAGUGGCCUCCGAGUUCCAGCCCUCGCAGCGCCGGUACAUCAGCUACUUCAGCGGCCUCCUGUCUGGCUCCAUCAGGAUGAAUAGCAGCCCCCUGUUCCUCCACCACGUGCUCAUGCCCGUCCUGCCCGCCUUUGAGCCGGGCAUCGGAUACCAGCCAUUCCUCAAGAUCUAUCAGUCCAUGCAGCUAGUCUACACAUCUGGGAUCUACCACAUCUCGAACCCAGGGCCCCAGCAGCUUUGCAUCAGCCUGGAGCCCGCACUUCUCCUCAAAGGAGACGUCCUGGUGACGUGCUAUCAUAAGGGGGGCCGGGAGUCCGAGCGCACCCUUGUAUUCCGGGUGCAAUUCCACACGUGCACCAUUCAUGGACCCCACCUCACCUUCUCCAAGGACCAGCUGGAUGAGGCCUGCACUGACGAGAGAUUUCCCUUCCAAGCCUCCGUGGAAUUUGUCUUCUCCUCCGGCCCGGAGAAAAUAAAAGGUCGCGAACCCCCACGAAAUGACGCGUCUGUCUCCGUUGACUACAACACCACAGACGCGGCCAUCCGCUGGGACUCCUAUGAGAACUUCAACCAACACCACGAGGACAGCCGGGACGGUAGGAGGGUCAGGAGGAGAACAAGGCCUGGAUGAUGGAUGGGCCGGAAGGCAGCAGGGAUGGGUCGGGGUCCUUCCUGGCUCUCGGGACCCCCUUUCCUGUUCUCUCCCUUUCUUCUCCUGUUGAUUUCUCUUGGCUCUUCCUUCUAGGACUGGUGGCUCUUUUUUCUUUUUGUAUAAAAAAAUAUACCAAAUAAAAUGGUACAUUUCCAUAUACAUA